CGAGAAGAAGAGGAUGGCGGAGGACGGGAGGGACGAGUCUCUGGCGACUGACGACGAGUCGGACCACACCGCCGCGGACGGGAGCAGCAGCCUGACCCACACGGUGAUGGAGGAGGACUCCACGCUCCUGCGCCGGAUGGAGAUCUGCGUUGCUGAAGCCGAGAAAAGGAACGGCAAAAACACGGUGAACAUGCAGGAGACGUUCACCGUGUACCUGGUGGAAACACGGCCGAUGGAUGCAGUUGCAGAAGGUCGCAACCAGGCCCCGGACUCCCUGUGGAGGAGAUACAGCGAAUUCGAACUGCUGCGGAACUACUUGUUAGUCACCUAUCCAUACAUCGUGGUGCCCCCUCUACCUGAGAAGAGGGCCGACUUCGUGUGGCACAAGCUGUCGGCAGACAACAUGGACCCAGACUUCGUGGAGCGCCGGCGGGUCGGGCUGGAGAACUUCCUGCUCCGCGUGGCGUCACACCCGGUGCUCUCCGAAGACAACAUCCUGCAGCUCUUCCUCACCGAGGAACACGGCUGGAAGGAAGUGGUGUUCGAGACUGGAUUCCAGGCAAAGGCCGAGUCCAGGCUCAGAGCUCUCAGCGCCACCUUCAGGGUGAGAAGUCCAGAUAAACGCUUCAUGGAGAUGAAGCACUACAGCGACGAGCUGCAGGCACACACCUCCCAGCUGCUGCGGGCACGAGCAAGGGUGGCAGACCGUCUCUACGGCGUCUACAAGGUCCACGGGAACUACGGACGAGUCUUCAGCGAGUGGAGCGCCAUGGAGAAGGAGAUGGGGGACGGGCUGCAGAGCGCCGGCCACCACAUGGACGCAUAUGCAGCCUCCAUCGAUGACAUCCUGGAGGAGGAGGAGCACUACGCCGACCAGCUGAAGGAGUACCUGUUCUACGCCGAAGCUCUGCGGGCCGUGUGCAGGAAGCACGAGCUGACCCAGUUCGAGCUGGAGGUGGCCUCCCAGGACCUGGACUCCAAGAAGCAGCAGCACGAGGAGCUGUCCACCGGGGUGGUGCGGACGUUCUCCUUCAAAGGGAUGACCAGCAAGCUGUUCGGCCAGGAGGCCCCGGAGCAGAGGGAGGCCCGGCUGAAGCAGCUGGAGGACCUGAUCUCCGAGGGGGAAGAGGACGUCCAGGAGAAGACCGCCGAGUGCGAUGAGCAUGUGGAGAGGGCGUGGCUUGACAUGCAGCGCUUCAACGAGCAGAAGGACCGAGACCUGAGGGAGGCGCUCAUCAGCUACGCCGUCAUGCAGAUCAGCAUGUGCAAGAAGGGGGUCCAGGUGUGGAGCAACGCCAAAGAAUGCUUCCUGAAGAUGUGAAGCUGGAGCUCCGCCCUCGGUGACGCUCAGCUGGAUGCCAACGUGUGCAGGUGGAGGUGUGACUCAGGGACAUGUGAGGGGUGGUAGUUUCAAGAACCCCAAGGAAAGAAAGAAAGGAAAGAAGGAUUCACUGUUAAAGGGACAGUGACCCCAAAAUGAAGAAGCCAUUUACCUGUUCAUUGAUCUGGAUAGUUUGGGUGUGAGUUGUCCACUUCUCUCUCACAUAUGGGACUCGGGGCUGUCCUCAAGAGACGUUCAGGGCCCUCUGUGUGUCCUCAAGAGACAUUCAGGGCCCUCUGGCUGUCCUCAAGAGACGUUCAGGGCCCUCUGUGUGUCCUCAAGAGAUGUUCAGGGCCCUCUGGCUGUCAAGAGACGUUCAGGGCCCUCUGCGUGUCCUGAAGAGAUGUUCAGGGCCCUCUGUGUGUCCUCAAGAGACGUUCAGGGCCCUCUGGCUGUCAAGAGACGUUCAGGGCCCUCUGUGUGUCCUCAAGAGACGUUCAGGGCCCUCUGGCUGUCAAGAGACGUUCAGGGCCCUCUGCGUGUCCUGAAGAGACGUUCAGGGCCCUCUGUGUGUCCUGAAGAGACGUUCAGGGCCCUCUGGCUGUCAUGAAGAGCCGGCCGACUCACGGCAACACAAAUCAAUGUCUCCUGGUGAGCAGACCGAGGAGGGAAGGACCCUCCCUAAGGGGCGAGGAUGGAAGGACCCUCCCUAAGGGGGAAGGACCCUCCCUAAGGGGCGAGGAUGGAAGGACCCUCCCUAAGGGGCGAGGAUGGAAGGACCCUCCGUAAGGGGCGAGGAGGGAAGGACCCUCCCUAAGGGGGAAGGACCCUCCCUAAGGGGCGAGGAUGGAAGGACCCUCCCUAAGGGGGAAGGACCCUCCCUAAGGGGCGAGGAUGGAAGGACCCUCCCUAAGGGGCGAGGAGGGAAGGACCCUCCCUAAGGGGCGAGGGGGGAAGGACCCUCCCUAAGGGGCGAGGAUGGAGGGACCCUCCCAAAGGGGGAAGGACCCUCCCUAAGGGGCGAGGAUGGAAGGACCCUCCCUAAGGGGGAAGGACCCUCCCUAAGGGGCGAGGGGGGAAGGACCCUCCCAAAGGGCCUCGUGGGGAAGUCCCUUGAGGUGUUCAGGAGCGUGACCCCUUCACGGACCUCACGCUCUGACGUGAUUUUCAUUCUCUUUAUAUUCUGUUUCUUCUCGGUCGCCCGGCGUCAUUCUGCAGCUCAGUUCUGACCCGGCGGGUCCACAUGGAGCUGAAGAGGGGCGUCACGUCUCAUCUCAAUGUGGACACGCUGCCCUCUAGUGGCCACGAGUGGAACACAAGGAACACGCUCAACACUUCUCCACACGCACCAUCUUCCAGAUGAAACUCCUCCUCCAACAUGUUUGAGGAUCACCAACAUGACGGCGUGGAGCUUCAGCAGGUGAAGGUCUCUACCUGCUGAAGCUCCUCCUCCUCCGUGGCUGUGAGCUGCUGCUGCAGGCGUGACUCGUGUUGCUCAUGGGUCCAUGGUUUCUUGGUCAGUGGUCAUUUCUUCCCCUCCCUUUGGGGUCCUAAUGCUCCGCCUGUUUCCACAGCAGCUGAGUUCCUGUGUUGGAGGCUGGCAGCAAUAAUCUGACUUCAUAAAGAUGUCAGAACUGCAUUUGUUCCUUCCCUUUUUAAGUUUCAUAUUUUAACGCUCUUUGGACGUGUUGCUCUCUUUAUUUGAAUAAACAUGUUUCUCGCCA
Pseudoliparis swirei is the source of this 3045-nucleotide messenger RNA. RefSeq names its product sorting nexin-4-like. The record is from RefSeq and is a predicted model, not a curated record. NCBI's taxonomy places the organism in Eukaryota, Metazoa, Chordata, Actinopteri, Perciformes, Liparidae. Gene Ontology annotation, biological process: protein transport. The transcript is spliced from 14 exons. Bases 14 to 1321 code for a protein of 435 amino acids. Gene Ontology annotation, molecular function: phosphatidylinositol binding.